This is a messenger RNA of Cryptotermes secundus, 12661 nucleotides long. RefSeq names its product protein PRRC2C. Gene Ontology annotation, biological process: cell differentiation. NCBI's taxonomy places the organism in Eukaryota, Metazoa, Arthropoda, Insecta, Blattodea, Kalotermitidae. Bases 188 to 9130 code for a protein of 2980 amino acids. The record is from RefSeq and is a predicted model, not a curated record. The transcript is spliced from 41 exons.
AUUCGCCAUCUUGAAGAUAGUGAAAUAGGGAAUCGAAAGAAAGAAAAUUAGAAUCUGUAGCCAUCUGUUAUUAUUUGUAUUCGUAGGGAUUAAAUUCCGUUUGUCUGUUGUUUACCCAUUUGGACGGACCAAGCAAUAGGGUUCGUUCCACGGGUCUGUUUCAUCUAAAUGGUUGCCUGCAGACAGCAUGUCUACUCUGUCGGGGAUUGCGUCGAAGGGGGAGAAAGGAAAGUCAAAGUUUCAGUCACUCGACAUAAAUAAUUUGUAUAGGGGAGAAUCCUUAGAGCCACAUCAGCAGAAGAGUACAUUACCACGCAAACAUGGCAUGCAGAGUCUGGGAAAAGUGCCGUCAGCACGACGACCUCCAGCCAAUUUACCAAGCCUGAAGUCUGAACAUAGCGGCAACGAUCCAGCCAUAAGUUUAGUUCCUAGUGGCGGCACAGGAUGGGGCAGCAAGCCAGGAGAGACAAGUCAAACAGUUACACCCACGCAACCACCACCCCCUUCAGUUCCUGCGGCUACAGCUGUAGUAGCUGCUGCACAAACAUCUGUGGCACCAGCAGCUGUCCCAACAAGUGUUGUAAGUGGUGCACCUGGAGCAGUGACACCACCAGCGUCCAACCAGGGACCACCCCUACCUAUUCAGCAGGUGCACAGCAGCGACAAGUCAUGGAGCAGCAUAAUGGCAGGCCCAGGAGAGGGAGGUGCCCAUCCCCCAAGUUUUCUUGCACACCAAUCUCCACAGUUCCAGCACGAAUUUCCAAAGUUGUCCAGUGGCGAUGGACAGGCUCCAGCAACUGGACAGAAAGGUGGAUCCGAUACGCAGUAUGGACCGGGGCCAAGCCUUCGACCUCAAACGGAGGGGAGUUGGAUACAGGGUGGCGGACGGAGCACUGUACAGGCCCCGGGACAGAUUCCAUCAGGAGCUACUGGAAGCCAACCAGGGACUGGGGCUGUCACGGGCCCUCUGCAGCAUCUCCCACCAGGUGGAGAUCCCGUUGGCGGUCGGAGCAGUUCGGUCCCGUGUGCUGCUCAGGGGGUGGGCAUGGGCCCGGGAGGCCCAGGGACCCCAUCACAGAGCGCGGCCACUGCAAGCACCUUGCCUGGAGUUGGGGUGACCCCACCACCCCUUGGUGGGCCCCCCCUCACACAUAUUCCACCCGGUGCUGGACCACCACAGUUCAGGGCCCUCAUUCCUCAAUUUAUGUACAGAGGUAACUUCCCAGGUGGGUUUCCACCCAAUUUCCAAGGUCCAAUGCAUGGCCCACCAAGGCCUCGUUUCCCAUAUCCUGAGAGCAGGUUCAUGCCUCCGUCACGACCCACCUCUGCUACUGUGGAUGAAGAGAUAGCGCCACGACCAAUUAUUAAGGAGGAAGAUUUGAGCAAAAUGGAUGACAUUGCACAUGAUGCUGGCUGGGCUACACACGAUGAUAUUGAUUAUAAUCAGAAACUGGCUUUCAGUGAUGAUGAAAGCACACAGGAGGAAGAUGUGCGCAAAGAUUCACGUAGCCAUGGUCAUAGUAACAAAGAAGAAAAGAGGUCUGCCGAAAGGGACCGAGAUAGUGAAUCAAAUGAACGGGAACGGGAUAGAGAUGAACGCAGAGAUGAUCGGCGCGAGAAAAGGCCUGAGCCCUUGCCUAACCGAGGGCCUCCAGACCAGAGAUCAUGGCAACAAGGACGUCCCAUGUCUGUUGAUUUCCGGACCCCUCCUGCACACACUGGCCCCUCUCACGGGCCUGGGCCCGUUCAUGGCCCAUCUUCAAUGAACUUCCCUCUUCCACCCAUGAGAGCUCCCCCACAUCAGGGCCACGCUGCUGGGCCUAGGGCAGUGGAAGACGAGGAGAUCUGGCGGGAGAGAAGGCGACAGCAGAGUGAAGAAGUAGCUAUUGCAGUGGAGAGGGCAAAACAGAGGAAGGAGGAAGAAGAGAAGAGAUACCAAGAGCAGCUGAAACAAGCCGCAAAUAAGAAGUUGCAGCAGUUAGAAGAAAAGAUGAGAGUUAAAAAUAUUGACAGUAAGGAACACGUAGACGACACUCCUGUUCCUGUACCAUUGCCCGAGUGGGAGAAGGAGCGAGACAAAGAACGGGAGAGCCGUGACAAGGACAGGUCACGGACCAGUAGUGAGGGUCGUGAUGAGAAAACUGUUCGUGAUACAAGGGAUACAGGUUCUGACUUCAGGCAGCUUACACAGAUGGGAGAUCGGGCUACUUUCUUGCGUGCCGAUCGAGAUGUGCUGCGUAGUGAGAGAGAUCGAGAGAGAGAUCUUCGCAGUGAGAGGGAACGUGAACGUGACAUACGUAGUGAAAGGGAGCGUGAUAGGGAUCGUGAACGUCACGAUCAGCAACCCAUGUUUUCACGCCAGUUCCAGAGCAACUUGCCACCAAGGUUCCAGAAACAGCAGGCUGAGCGAAAUCAGCAUCAGUUCUUACGUGUAGGUUCAGGUGGAUCCUCAAGUUCCCCUCAACCACUUCCUGGAACUGGAUCAUCAUCCCAAGGAGCUUCUUCAUCUCAAGUUUCCCCAGCUUCACAAGGGCCACCAUCAGCACAGAUCUUUGACCCACGUUGGUCUGGACCUUCUACUCAUGGAGGCUCUGCAAUUCAUUUCCCAGGAUCACUGCCAGCUGCCACUGCUAACCUUAGUGUAAAGUCUGGUCCCCCUCGUCGUCACGCUGAUAGCGAAACGUCAGGAUCAGAUAGGGAAAGAGACAGAGAACGAGACCGUGACAGGGAACGUGAUAGGGACGUUGUUGAAGAGAGGCCUCCCAGCAGAGAUCCACGGGAGCCUCGAGACAGGAGGGAACGGCAUACCCCUGAGACCCAUGAGAGGGACAGGUAUAGACACGGUGGACGUGAUCGGGAUCACAGAAACUACUCAGAGACGAGCAGCAGCAGUAAUCGCAAGUUGUCGGGUUAUUAUGAUGGACCAUCUGAUUAUGGUCGGAGUUACAGCCGUAGCACAUUAGACUAUGACAGGAGCCAAGAUUAUGAUCGUAAUAGAGACCGUGAACCCGAACCAGACCUGCGAGAGACUCGGGAUUCACGCGUGACUGAGAACCGAGAUUCAAGGCACCCACGAGACCUCUGGGAUCGAGACCGUGACCGAGAUAGCCGUCACUAUGAUGACCGAAGGGAUGUGGGUGAUUCUAAGAAAGAAGCCUUUGAAAGACAUGAUCCUUUUGAAGAAUGCGAAUCUUCCCGUGACUUGGGGCGACAGGAGAGCGGUGAAUGGCGUGAGAAGGACUGGAAGCAGCCUCUUGCACCACUGCCACCACCACCACCACAAGAGGAACGUGAGAAAAGUGACAGAAGGGACCGUGAUCGAGAUAGGGAUGUAGACCGAAGGGACACCAGAGAGAGAGACUUGGAUCGCAGGGAUAGGGACGAACGGCCUCAGAGACCAGACAGCCGUGACAGUCGGGCUUCCAGAGACUCGAGGGCAUCCAGGGACUCUGCCAGAGACGAAAAGUCUUUCCAUGAUAGUGAACAUAAGUUAGGUCUUUCAAGCCGUGACUACACUGGUCCCUGGUCAGAAGCUCCACUAGAGUCACAGUAUGGAGAGUUCAAGGAAGAAAAGAAGAAGCCACAGUCAGAUUACUUCCGUGAUGAUAGACGAGAAGUGAUCCGUCAUCCUGUACCUGGACCUAUAACUCGAGAAAAGUUAGAAGCUGCUGAAUUGCGCAGUGAGCCUAAACGGAAUCUCACACAACUGAAACGCUCGACUUUAGGUGGUGGCCUAGGAGUUGGAAUUGAAAAGAAAGUUGAUAAUAAGAAAAGUGAGAACCAGGUGGAUACGCUUGAUAGAAAGCCAAGUGACAAUGUUGAUGCGUGGAAUCGCAACAAUACGCAGAAGAACUCAGAACGUACAGCCCCAUCACUUACCGAUUCUGACAGUCCAUCACCCAUGAGCAGAGCUUUGGAAAGUACAAGUAAACUGUGGGCUGAUUCGUUGCCGCCUUGUGAACCUGUUGAGGCUCCUCCCAAACCAGUGGUCGCUGUGGCGGAGGAUAAACCAAAGUCUGUGAGCAGUGAUGUCAAGAAAGAAUCUGAAAAGAAGGAAGUAUCGGAUGUUAAAAGUGACAGUACUGAAAAAAUAAAAGCUGAAGCUAAAGAGAUUGAUAAUGAAACAGAAAGACUGACUGAAGAAACAAAGAAAGGAGAUGAAGCUGGGAUUGAUGUGGAAAACAAACGUGAAAAGAGUGGACGGAGUCGUGCUGGACGAGGACGUUCAGAUCAGGUUCGUGGUGGGAGACAGAAUUGGGGUAGCUUCGCUGUUUAUCGUGGUGGUUGGGGUCCGCAAAGGGAAUUACGUGGUCGCCGAGGUGGGCACAGGAACCCUGGACAUGUUGGACGGCCACCAUCUUCACGAAGUGGAGGAGAAUGGGGUCAUGGUAGUGAUUCAGAACUUUCAGGAGAUGAAGUCUCAGCAUCAACUGAGUCUGGCAAAGAAGAUGCAGGGCGAGUACCAGGAUCUCGGAGAGCUGAUCGGGACAGGGAUACCAGGAGGCCACCCAGGUCCCCCAAACAAAGUGGCAAGAAGAUGGAAAAAGACGAGCGUAAUCGUGAUGUGCGGCGAGGAGAAGGAGAGAAGAGUUUUGCAGGUUCCGAAUCUCGUCGCUAUGACAAACGUGGAGGCUACGAGAGCAGCAGGGGUGGGCGGGAGGGUUUUGCCCCUCGUGGUGAGCCUUCACGAAGGGGUCGGGGGGGUUUCCGAACCCGUGGUAGCGUAGGAAGACGUAUGGAUGGCUAUGGGCCCCCAUCAUCCAAAAGUCCAUUUGGGCAAUCUUCUGAUGAUUCGAAACUCAUAGGGUUGGAUGAGAAGGACAAUAAAGAGAAUCGAAAAAAUUCUGACCCUCACUUGGGAGAAUCAAACAAAGAAGAUAUUGGUGGUGAAAUAGUGACUGCUGAGGAUAAAAUCAAACUGAAGCAGCAGGCUCUGUCAGCCGGAAUAAUUGGCAGCUCAAGACACCAUGCUAAUGUAACAAAAGUGUCAUCAACCCAGGUACCACCGCGUAUGCAGCGGAAGUCAGAAAGUGAGCGUAGAGAUUCCAGUCGCAACAAGGGCACCCGAGGAAGCAGCACUGGUCGUGGUGGAACACAUGGACCUGGAAGGGAAUCAACUGGUCGUCCUCCAAGGUCAGGUGGUGGGUCUGUGCCAGUUAUGAAACAGAACUCUUCAGAUGUGGGUGAUGAAUGUUGGGAGACUACAUCUGAGAACAGUGAAUUGGAUGACAGGGAUAGAAAACUCGAUAUACACAAUGGAAGAAAGGCAUUCCCUCGCCAUCGUGAACCUCCUGGUAACAGUCGUCGCAAUUCUGGGGUAGGCCUAAAUAACUGUGCUCCACGAACAGGUAGGGGAGGAUCUGGGGGCAUGGGAUCUACUCCGGGUUCUGGCGGCAGCAGCGGCGGCUCAUCCCGGGCUCCAGGAGCGGAGAAACGUGCGGGAAACAAUAAUGGAUAUGGUGGUGGCAAUGGAGGACAGAGAGGAACUUCUAGUAGUGCUAUGGGGAUCACCCUACAAGCGAACGGCAGAGCUCCUGGACCCCGUCCCAAUAGUGGCAGCCAGAGUGCUGCAGUUGCCGGAACCAAAGUACCUAUGAAAGAAACAACCACAGCUGUUAACAGAGUAGACGAAAUUAAAUUGAACGAUCCAUCACUGGUCUCUCAAGCUCUAUCGGAAUUGAACUCGUCCAAGAAAAAUGUCAGAGUGGAAAAAGAAAAAUCCAAUGCUCUGGAAGGGAUCGAUCUGAACAAUUAUGCAAGUGUGGUGAUAGUUGAUGACCAGCCAGAGGUGACAGUGGAGGAAGAACGUUUCCCUUUUGAUGCAGACAAUGGUUUCCAAGAAGUGCGCAGCAAGAAGAAUGUGAAGGAAGCGCGACAGAAGGGUGUAGGGGAAGAGCAGAAGGGAGGAAGGACAUCCCGUGAGCAGAAGGAUCGUGAACGUGGAGAGCGGGAGAGAGAGCGGAAGGGGAAGUCGACAGGGUCAGGAACCAUGCUGCCAGGUGCCACACCUUCUGGACCGGGGCCAGGAACCGCUGUACUACCACUUGCCUCCAUGGGGCCAGGACUUGCAGCUGUCAAAGUACCGUUUGAACGCCCUCGACAGAACAAGCUUCCACCUAGAUUCGCCAAACAGCGUGAAAACAACCGUUUGCAGAAAGCAGCACAGCAGCAACAGCAGCAGCAACAUGUUGGUGUUCAUAAUGAUGUGUCAGAGAUGAACAAGAUCAAUCAGAGCGUCAGUCUCUUUCCUUUAAAAGACUCCUCCAGUCCUGCUCCUCCACCUUCUGUGAACGCUUGGGACAAACCAAUUACUGGAUCUCUGAGACCAAACUCGCCAUUGUCUAAUGCAAGUCCAGGAAUUCAACUGGGAGCUGCCCUUACCAGUUCUAGUGAUAGUUGCGGUAUUGACAUGAACGAGCAGCCUCCUUCAGGGGGAAGCAGUCAGAGGAGUACUCCAAACGGGGAGAAGAUGCCUUGCAAACUAGGCAGAGAGGUGGCAGAGAAGGCCGUUUUAGAUGGAACUUCGCCUCCUGUACAGACUAUUAUCUUUGAGAACACAAAUUACAAAUCAACACCCGACUUGGCCAUAAAGGCAAAAUUUAGCAGCCAUGUGAAAAGUCAGAGGCUUGACAAAGCCAGAGGAGACCGAAAAAUUGCCGACGAUUCUGAAGACGUGACAUUAGGAUUCGCCAAUAAGAAUUCUAGCACAAUGUCAGAUCUCAGCAAAGGACCUGACAGCAAGGCUGACCCUAUACAAAUGCCACCAUUAAGCUUCAGUAAAAAUGAAGAUGGCGUGGAUAUGAAGUUGGACUUCACAUUCGACUCUGAACUGACCCAGUUAACAGACGACAAGACUAACAAGACAAUGGGACUUCCCCGCUCGAUGCAUAUGACCCCUGGUGUACAGUCCACCAUAUCAUCACCUGCUGCUGAUCUCAAUUUUAAGAUUGCAUCUGUAAAGAAGGUGUGGGAAAGCAUGCCUGCGAUGCCCACAGUUAUUGAACAUAACGAGGAUGGAAGCGUGGCUUCAACUGCAUCAUCCUUCACACCAACGUUUGGUAACCCUGUUGAUGCCGGUCUUGAUCCGUCAUCUUUCGCCAAGUCUGUUGACGGACCAGGGGUUGUUUCCGGUGAUGAUGGAUCACCUCUUAACCCUGGAGAAGUAGUGUACAGCCCCGGUCCACCGAUGCAGGGUGGUACAAAUAAUUACACUGGAGGGGUAGCAGUGUCUGCUGUUCCUAGCAUGGUCAAAAAUGACCCCACCUCCACUUCAAGCAAUGUUUGUAAGCUGAUUCCCCCACAGGUGAAACCCCAGCAACAAGCCGUUAUGUCUGCUGGGCCAUCACCUAUUGGACAUCCUGGGCCCCUGUCGCCACCUCCCUUCAAUUCAUCUACUGCACAGCCUGGUCAUAUUAACUACCAGCCAACAGCAGCCCAGUUCAGUGGCAUUUCUGCCAUUCCAUCACCACCAACAGUAUUAUACAAUUCAUCACAGCAAAUUCCAACCCAGGGUGGACUCUAUGGUGCAUUCCAGAUAGAUGGCACUCAGGUUCUUGGGGGGCAAGCCAGAUCUCAGUUUUCGCAAUUCCCACCAUAUGGCCUGUCUCAAGGACUGGGACAGACAUCUGCUUUCAGUCAGCAGUCAAUGUACCUGCAGACUGCACCCCACCCUCCACCUAACGCUGCACCAGACAUGUAUCAGUCUACAAUCUCUCAGUUUCGUAUUCAGGCUCCGCAAGGACCAUUUGGCCAAUCACAGCAGCUCAGUAACAAUCCUAGCACAGUUCUCAUAUCGUCUACUUCAAAUUCAUUGAUGUCGGCUAGUGUGAAGCCUUCAACACAGCAGAUCGGAGCAAUUGGGACCAAGGGUGGUGGUCCCUACCAACAGAGUGCUCUACCAUCUGCUCCCCAGCCAUCCCAGUUAUACAUUCAGUAUGACCCCAGUCAAGUCCUCAAUGUGAAUCAGAACUACUUGUCAAGUUCGCAGAUGGUACAGCGACCAGGGCCUGUACAGAGUAAUGUAGUGCCUACAAUUACACCAUCAUCAUCAUUUUACUCAGGUUCUGCUGCAAACUCAUGCCAGAACCCUGUGGUAGUGUCUGAUGUCUUGAGGGGUCUAAUUCCAGGGGGCCAGACAGGUUUCUACCAGGCCACAAACUCAACAUUACAAGCUGUACAGCAGCCAGCAACACCAGGCCAGCAGCUUCACCAGACGGGUUCCCCAUAUAAUCUGCAGGGCUAUGGCACCCAGUCAGGUGCUGCCACACCUGUUGGACUCCAGAACUUUGGUUCACAGAUGGCACAGCAGUACCGUAAUACUGGACUUCCUGGUCCAACAUUCCUGAAAUCGGGUGGCCAGCAUCCUACAGAUCUUAAUGCCACUUCCAAUGGUCGGACACAGCUGAAGUCACCCUCCGGCAAUCAGCAAGACGUUUUAGCAUCAGUAUUCUCUUCAGCUCCACAGAUCCCAUCACCAAAGUCUCGUAAUUCAAAACAGCAGCAGCAACAGUCACCGCAGCAACAGCAACAACAACAGCAGCAGCAACAGCAACAACAGCAACAGAGUCCAACACAGCAGCAGCAACCUCAUCAUAAAUUCAAUCCAUACCAAGGAGUCACACAAUCUUCUCAGCUGGCAUUUCAGCAAGGCAUGCGGGGCCAGAUGAACCUUGGAGUACGGGGAGGCAUGUCAUCAGCUCCUCGUUAUCCAACUCCGAUCCAACGGCCUGUAGCCUAUCAGCAAGGAGGAGGAGCGCCAGGAAACAACAUGAUGAGCAGUUCUGGUCGGCACAGGCCUCAGCAUAACUCGUCACAUGUGCCUCCAUCGCGGCCACCACCGAACAUAAAUAAAAUGCAGACCAGUCAGGGUGGGGGGCAGCCAUAUUAUGGAGCACAUGGGACAAACUUGAAGUUGGAGAGUGGUUCUGAAGGCAAGCCUGAGACCAAUCCUCAUGUAAGUAGUGAAAAUAAGAUGCCAGAGAGUAACAGUGCCAACUCCAGCAGCAGCAGCAGCAGUAGCGGGAUCUCUCUGAGCGCCAAGCCGGCAACAGUCAGUAGCACACAGCAGGUUGACAUAAAGCUGCCCACUGAACUGGGAAAGGAAGAGAAAGCCACUCCCACCUCUGAAUAGCUGUUGUAUUGUCAGUAUUUGGACAAGCGAGCCUCCAUGUCUGUUUAAAGUAAUUGUGCAUCACAUAUGUCCACUUUCUCUUCAAACUUGCGUACUUCGUGCGCAUACAGUAUAUGUAGUUAGAAGCUGUUGAAAACAAUAGUAUGAGAAAUUGCAAAUGAUGAUGGUAUUUUAAAGUAUGUGCUUUUACUACCUUCCACUGUGAGCACAUCUUGUAAGUCAACUGCGCGCUACCUCUCGGAAGAACAGCCAUGUGCUGUGCAUCUCACGAUUAACUUGUUUUAGACAUUUCAACUUUAAAGGUGGAUGUUGACAGAAAGGCUUCUCCCUGCAUACCGAUGUUACAUGCAGAUGUCGUUUGUGUUUCUCUGAUCUUCACUUACUGAUAAUCAAGUUGGGGGAAGUUAGCAGUUGCGAAUAAAAAGUUCUGUCAUAACAAGUGAGAUUAUGAAUGCUCUGCAGAUGAUGACUGUCUUACGAUGUCAUCAUCACAGUUGUAUCGACAUAAAUGAAACAGGUGAACCUUGGAUGUUUGCGGAGUUGGAGUUGAUGGCGCAGUUACAACACAAGGAAUUGAUUCGUUUAAACACCAAUAAAUACCCUCUUUUUUUUUUUUUUUUUUAUUGCAUUUCCUUCAUUAGCAUCUGGAGACUUCGGGAGCUGUGGUUUGCAAACCUGACGGAACAUGUCAUUUUGAUGCAUUCUUCCAGUAGAACUUUUGUUCCACCCAAGUGAAAGAUAAUUAUUUCAGUGAAGUGUUUUUUGAAAUGAUAACUUUAGUGCAAAUUGUUUUGAAGACAUAGUUUCUUAAUCCGUGUUGAAAAAUGUAAUAUGACAAGAAGAAUUUGCCAGUAACUUCCGUAAUUUUUCUCUGUUGAGUUGAGUGAGCAAGUUCGUGUUAUUUCUGUGCGUGUGAUGGACAGUGUGGUUUACAGGAGAAAUGUCAUCCACAUCUAAUUAAUUAACUAUGUCACACUUAAAAUGUGCUACCAUGACGGGAUUUGUGCUUGUUGAAUUUUUGUUGAAGCAGGGUGUAGGGAACUGAAAGGAACUGUUUCAUUAACCACAGAUGAAAAGAUGGUGACUAGGGAUUUCACUUUUCAGUAAUGCUUCACAUCUUUGCACAGUAUUUAAAUACAGUUUACCAUCCUUUUCUGGUUAUUGUUCGUUUGGAAUGAAGGUAAAUGUAAAUGAAUGUUGUGUAUUGUGCAAGCGUAGUGAUGUACCACCAGGACACUUGUAAUUUUGGAGGUAAAACAGCUGUGGAGGAUAAGUAUUAUUAAUGGACUGCUUUACCAGAAGUUUAAAUAAAUACUGAGUGAAGUUUAAAAUUGUCAUUAUCAGUUAAAGUUGAGAAAUGUGCAUGUUUGAUGAAGAUGAGAAUCCCACCCCCCUCAGAUUUAUGGUUUAGAUCUUGUUUUUUCUCCCUUGGUGAACGUUUUGUGUUUGUUAAGAAAACUUCUGUGAAAAGCGGUAUGCUGUGGGUUUGGUGUGCAUUGGAAGCAGAGGAGGAUGAGGAAGAACCAAGAAAUGAAGUAAGGUUGUAAAAUAAAACUGAACAAGCCUGCAGGACCAGUAGCCAUGCACGCACUAGUGUGUUUCUUACUGUGAAGCCUUCAAUUCUUGGUACUUUGUAAGCUCAAACCGCUGUUGUGUAGUUGUCCAUAGCUGCAAUAAAUUCAGUCGGCAGUUCAGCUGGUGAGAAUUUAUCCCAGUAAUGAAAAAAUGUUGUUUUUGUUUGGUAAGGGAUGAUGAAACUCUGAAUGCUUACUAGGUCUCACGGCCCCUUGCCCUUUCUCACACUACAUCCAUACCUGGAAUUCUGUAUUGGCCAUAAGAUUUAUACUGUAUUGCAUGCGCGUACACAUUUUCCAGCACACUACGCUCAAUUUUUUUUUUUUUUUUUUGUGGGCUUGACACGUUUGUCAUUGAGAUAAAGCAGAGUAUAAUCUGUAGCAAUGAGAUUUCACUGCUCUCCAUGUUGAGAAUUUCAUGUGUAAUUCAUCUCCAGAAAUAUACAUAAUGAUGACAUUGUAUUAAUCACUUUUCACAAUGUUGAAUGAAUGUAUAAGGGGUGGGCCUUCUUGGCCCUUGCACAGCGACCACAGUGUUACUUUGUGGUACGUUUUUCGGUGUGAAUCACAUAAUUUUCAUGUAUAGAACCGUGUGUGGCCUUGUUUCUAGGGAGUGGUUUCCAUUUGUGGAUGUGCCAUGCAAUUGUCUCUCUAAAAUAUCUCGGGCAGUGUUAAACUGCACCCUCUGAAAAUUGAUUACCCUUAUUCUGUGAUACAACGUGAAAACCGUGAUAAUAAAUGUUUUAUGUUAGAAGCUGCAAUUUAAUUGAUAUAAAGUACCAUAAGUACACCAUCUUCAGGAAUGUUGCACCAUGCUAUCUGUUAUAUGGUCACUGAUGUUUUGGAGGAAUGCACUGCUUCCAUCUUCAGGAUUAAACAGUAAGCCAGCAAGAAGAAGGUGGAAGCAGUACAUUCCUUAGAAAUGUCAGUGAACUUCUACGAGACUAAAUGGCAUCACAUCCCUGAAGAUAGUACUCUUCACAGCUAUCUCUGUGAGCACCUCAAAUCCAAGAAUCUAAUAGAAUUCUUGAAAAGCUGACGUGCCAAAAGUUCUUGACAUGUGUGCACAAGUAAAUCAACAGAACCCUGGAGGAACAUUAGCUAGGCGAUUUCUACAUCAUAUAAUGUUGAACAAGGCCUGUUGCAGUAAAAGCGACAAAUACGCAGUUGGUCGAUCAUUAAGCGUAUGCCUCAGUUGUCAGUUAUAAGGGGAAGAGACAUUGAAAAACUACUCUAAUAAUCCUUGGAACUGAAUCUGAGUGUCAAGUAAUUAUUUUCCAAAAUAUAAACUUUUACUACAAACCUAUUAUUCUACUUUGGUGUUAACAUUCAUAAAAGAUUGUUGUAAAGUUGAGAUGACACUGUAGAAAUGAAUAUAAUCAGCAUGCCAUGUUACUCAAAAGUUACUUGAAAAUAAUAUCACGCCCCAGUAUCACUUUUGUGAAAAAUAAAAUUGAUAACAGGUGAAAAAUGACUGUGUAGAUUUAAUAUGCAGUACGAGCAGGAAUGCCAUGAUGAAGGACAUUGAUAUAAAGAUUCUUGUUACCUGGAUUUACUUCUGAAAUGUAACCCUUGUUAGAAUAAAGGAGAGCUGCACUCCAGGAUUACAACUGAUGUGAAAGUUACAAGUUCUGAAAUUACUCUUCAUUGAUUGUCCUGUAAGGGCACUUUGGAAUGAGGAGAUCUCAUUACCGUUAAAUAAUGUCAUUUUUGUAUGGAGAGUACCAAAUGUCAGUAAAAAAAGUCCCACAACUUUAAUUAUGACGUCUCUUGUACCAGAAGGGCUAAACAUAACCUAGUGGUUCAGUUUUUCAAAAUAAGAUUACCUCCCCCAAUUGUAGUAUGGAAUACAUAUACUGUGAAUAUUUAAUCAUGGUUUAUAAAUUUGCAAAAACAAAUUUUGACAUGUACUUUGUGUGUAAGUAUUUAAAAUUCUGUUAGUUACAAGCUGCUACAA